AUGUGCGCCCAGGACAGCAAACGUGACGGUGCAGGGACGCCUAAAAUGGCCCAAAUAUGGCCGACGACACUGGCGCACGAAACGCUGAAAGAUCUAUACCACGCUGACGAACAUUUCCUCAGGUUUUUCCAGAGGAAUCGUGCCAUCAUCGACCGCUCCUUCCUCUUCUUCAUGGGUGAUCAUGGACCGCGAAGAGACGGUAUAGGCAAUCUCAGGCUCGGUCAGUAUGAAAACCUCAAUCCUUUCCUUAUGGUAACUAUCCCUUCUGCUUACCGUAAUACUUCACUGCACCGACAUCUGAGGCAGAAGACGCUGGAGCUGAUGACAAAUUUCGAUAUUCACGCGACGCUUAUGGAUAUAUUGAAG
Molecule: messenger RNA, 366 nt
Organism: Ostertagia ostertagi
Lineage: Eukaryota; Metazoa; Nematoda; Chromadorea; Rhabditida; Trichostrongylidae
Source: the annotation of a GenBank genome assembly